Molecule: messenger RNA, 408 nt
Organism: Lolium perenne
Lineage: Eukaryota; Viridiplantae; Streptophyta; Magnoliopsida; Poales; Poaceae
Source: RefSeq, a predicted model, not a curated record
AUGACCGACAUUGAGGAGCUCUACAUUGACAACGGCUCCUCAAGCAUGGACGACAUGGUCAACGCCCAGACUGGGCCCCACGCCACGCAUCGAGUUGCUACCGGCCACCUCCGGCCGGCACCACCACCGCUCGCCUCGGCGCAAGAACCACCACCGCGCCGCCGCACCUGCCUGGACCCGGCCCCGCCUCCUCACCUUGGCCGGCCGCGCAGCCUGCUCAACUUCCACGCGCGCAGCAAACCAUCACCGGCCGGCCCCACUCCACCUCACCGCAGCAAGCCGCUCGCGCUGCCGCUCGCCUCCCUCGCCCCACCCGCGCCGCCAGCUUCCGCUCAGGCACCAUCGACCCGCGCCCCUGCAUCGCUCAGGUUCCGCUCCCCUCCGCGCGCCAGCACGUUCCCGCGUUGA